UUUCGGAGCUUAGGAUUUAUCGUGAAUGUACAAAUUUUAAUGCUGGCGAACGAACAAUAUGAAUCGCAACGCCUUUUAUUCAACGUAUAUAUGCAUGGAAGAAAUAAGAAAGUCGAAACGAGCGAAAUUUCAUCGAAUUGAUCUUUCACACGGGUACGACUUGACCAAAUAAAAGUGGUUGAAAUGGAUGGAACAAGAGCUACGGAGGUUUUACCUUUGCUCCAAGAACGUCUGGCUAUUCUGCCAGGUGGUCGGGAUCGCAGGGGUGGACCAGUACUUGUGUUUCCUACUACAGCAAGACGCGAAAGAGCCAAACCUGAAGAUUACCGACGUCUUUUGCAAUACUUAUUGACCAUACCCAACGACGAAGCCAGAGGUUUACGCUUCACUGUCAUUGUGGAUAUGCGUGGUGCUACUUGGGAUUCUGUCAAACCCAUCCUAAAGGUGUUACAUGAACACUUUCAUCGAUCAAUUCAUGUUGCUUUCAUCAUCAAACCUGAAAAUUUCUGGCAAAAGCAAAGAACGUCAUUGGCUAAACAAAAGAAAUAUAAUUUCGAAAUAAAUACAAUAAGUUUAGAAGCUUUGACAAAGGUGAUCGAUCCAUCGCAAUUGACCGCGGAUUUAGAUGGAUCGCUACAGUAUGAUCAUGCACAAUGGAUUGACACGAGACUAGCCGUAGAAGAUUUUACGUGGCAGGCGGCUGAUCUUCUUGAUAGAUUGGACGACUUACAGGAAGAUCUGAGUCGAAAUGAUUUUGCGGACGAUGUGGCUGGAGCGAAACACGGGAUUGAUCUGCACAAUGAAAUGAAGAAAAAGAUUAUGAAAGUUCCAGUGGAAGAAAUUGAAGUUGUCGGUCAGCGAUUACUACAACGUUUUGAUAAUAGUAUAGCAGCGAGUAGUGGUGAAGGUGGUAGUAUAGAAAGCGGGGCAACUGGUGGCACCGACCCCGAUGGACGAGCUCUAGCAGCAUUAGUGAUUCAACACUUAGAAUCUGUGCACGCCGCGCAACAGCAUCUUUUACAGUUGUGGCACAUUAAAAAGAUGAAAUUGGAUCAGUGCUUUCAACUAAGGCUUUUUGAACAGGAUUGUGCAAAAAUGUUUGAUUGGAUUUGUCACAACAGAGAAGGAUUUUUGGCGAAUUAUGUCGAAAUUGGACGUUCUUAUCAACUGGCUAAAAAUUUGCAGGAGGAGCAUAAACAUUUCACUAUGAGUUCCAUGAAUGUCUACGUGAACAUAAAUAAGAUUUUAACCAUGGCCAGCCGUUUGCUCGAAACUCAACAUUAUGCUGCCGGACACGUUAGGGCAGUAGCCGGUCGACUAGAUCGAGCUUGGAAAGAAUUCGCAGCAGGACUUGAUGAACGUACCGCGGUCCUCAGUUUGAGCGUCGUAUUUCAUCAUAAGGCAGAGCAAUACGUCGAUAGCGUUGCAGGAUGGAGUCAAGCUUGCGAUGCUGGAAACUUACCUAAUGAAAUACCAAUCUUGGAAUCUCAUAUACGGCAACACCAAACUCUUUACGAAGCGAUGUGUCAAGCUUACACAGAGGUGCAUAGUACCAGUAAGAAGCUUCUUUAUCAACUGGAUCAUCUCGUGCAAGUCUGUAAUCAGCCGCAAGGGAUAGACCAUACGGCCAGAAAACAUAGUCAAGAUGGACACGGUAUCGAUGGACAUUCCGGUAUGAGCGGAAAUCCAGCAGCGGAUUAUAGCGAGGGUGCAUCGCAUGUAUUGGCGGUAAUCCAUCAAAUCUUGGGUCAUCACAGAGCGUUGGAGGCUCGUUGGCAUGCUCGGAAAGUCAAACUGCAUCAACGACUUGCGUUAAGAUUAUUUCAAGAAGAUGUAAAGCAAGUUCUGGAUUGGUUAACUAAUCAUGGCGAAGUUUUUAUUAGAAAGAAUACAGGUGUUGGUCGGAAUCUUCAAAAAGCGAGAGUGUACCAGAAAAGUCACGAACAUUUCGAAAAUGUAGCUCAGAAUACUUAUACAAAUGCUACUAAACUACUUACUGCUGCUCAAGAAUUGGCACACACUGGCGAGUGUGCUGCUGAUGAAAUAUAUGCCGUGGCGCAAGAAUUAGAAGCUCACGUUAGUAGCUUCGCGGCAAGAGUUGAACAGCGUCGUCGAAGAUUAGAUUUGGCGGUUGUGUUUUAUACGCAUGAAAAAGAGUUAACUGGUUGGGUUGACGAAUUGCGACAAGAAUUACAACAAGACGAAGUAGCAGAGAAUCUGGAAACUGCGGAAAGACUGUUGGAACAAUGUGCUCAACACCGAGCCUCCUGUAUGGAAGCUUGUGCAUCGACUAUCGUUCAGGGUGAAGCAUUGCUUCGAGAACUUCGAGAAUCUACCGAUGCUCCUGAUACUACGGGCUCUAUAUCUGCAGUAGAAGCUGCCUUAGACAGGUUAGCGGGUUUAAGGCAGGAAUUAGAAGAUUUGUGGGCUACAAGAAAAUUGAGAUUAGAGCUAUGCCUACGAUUGCGCGUGUUCGAAAGAGAUGCUUUAGAAGCGAGUGGUCAGUUAGAGAUGUGGGCGCAGGAGCUACAAGGUCCACCUCGGGAGGGUUCCCCUGAACAAUUGUUGCGUGUGCACAACGAUGGUGUUGCUCAUAUGCAGAAUACCGCAUUUCAGGUUUUGCAACAAGGUCAAGAACUCGCUCAGGUAUUAGAACAAGCAGGAGUUUGCAUAAUGGCAGACGGUCAACACAGUGCUGCAUCUAGAGUUCAAGUACUUCUCGAAUUUUUAAACGAAAGAGAAAUGGACGCGGAAGAUUUGGCGGAGAUGAGAAGAGUUCGUUUAGAACAAGCUUCUCAAUUGGUGCAACUACAAACUGAUGCUACACAUGUAGCCAAUUGGAUUCGCAAUGGAGAAGCUAUGUUGUUAGCUUCAUUGAGAGUUCCAGAAAAUCUGCAGGAUGCUGAGCAGCUUCGUUUAGAACACGAACAGUUCCAAGUUGCUAUAGAAAAAACGCAUACUUCAGCUGUUCAGGUCAAACACAGAGCAGAUGCGUUAGUAAGUGCGAAUCACUACGAUCCGAAGAGUAUAAGAGAAGUGGCAGAGGAUGUAACUAAGAGAUGGCAACAGCUAGUGACAUGUGCAGAAGAGAGACACAAGCUAGUAACUGCUAGCAUUAAUUUUUACAAGACGGCGGAACAAGUUCGCUCUGUAUUAGAUAGCCUCGAACGCGAAUACAAACGAGACGAAGAUUGGUGCGCUUCUGGUGAAAAGGCGACACAAGUGCCAACGCUUGUUGGAAAACAUCAAGAACAGAAGGAAGCAUUCUUAAAAGCAUGCACGUUGGUACGGCGGACCGCGGAAACAUUUCUCAAAUAUACAAAUCGCAGUCUUCAGUUUUAUAGUUAUCAAGCGAACAGCGCUGGCUCAGAGAAUAAAGUUAAAAGUAUUUUGGAAGAGUUGCUUAGUAAAGAAAAUCGUGUGCUGGAAUAUUGGACGCAGCGUAAGAAACGAUUGGAUCAGUGUCAUCAAUAUGUCUUAUUCGAGCGCAGUGCUAAACAGGCUUUAGAAUGGAUAAGAGAAACGGGUGAAUUGUAUUUAGCCACCCAUACUAACGUUGGUAAAAAUCGUAUCGAAAAUGAACAAUUGUUGCGGGAGCACAACGAAUUUAAGGGAGCUGCGAAGGAAACAAGAGAAAGGGUGAAACUGUUGAUCCAGCUAGCUGAUAAUUUAGUGGAAAAAGGACACGCUCAUGCAGCAGCAAUCAAACAAUCUGUUGCUGAAGUGGAUCAAAGAUACAAGGACUUUAGUACACGUAUGGACUGCUAUAAAAGUCAAAUCGAAGAAGAUCUUGGAAUUCAAUCUGACGAUGGCCAAAAAGAUCUUUCCAUCGAUCGCAAUUCCGAUCCUCUACUCGAAGAGAAGAUCAAGGGGAAAGAUCUGAAAGAAUUAAACGAGGAGAAAAGAAGAUCUGCACGAAGAAAAGAAUUUAUAAUGGCUGAAUUGCUGCAAACAGAAAGGACCUACGUGAAGGAUUUGGAAACUUGUAUUCGAUGUUUUUUGGAAGAAACGCGAUGCGGAAAAGGAAACGUUCCAUCUGGAUUACAAGGACGAGAAUCAAUAAUUUUCAGCAAUAUGGAAGAAAUUCAUCAAUUUCAUAGUAACAUAUUUCUUCGUGAGCUAGAAAAGUACGAAACUAUGCCAGAAGACGUUGGGCAUUGUUUCGUGACAUGGGCACCUAAAUUUGAUAUGUACGUGACAUACUGUAAGAAUAAACCGGAAAGUAAUCAAUUGUUAGUUACUCAUGGUGGGACAUGGUUUGAAGAAUUACAAAGGAAACAGCGAGUUGAACAUCCGAUCGCUGCGUACCUAAUUAAACCGGUACAAAGAAUAACAAAGUAUCAGUUGUUGCUCAAAGAUCUUCAGGCUUGUUGCCAAGAAGGACAGGGUGAGAUAAAAGAUGGGUUAGAAGUAAUGUUAAAUGUGCCUAAGAAAGCGAACGAUGCCUUACAUUUGAGCAUGCUGGAAGGUUGCGAUGUAAGAAUAGACACACUAGGCGAUGUGGUGCUGCAGGACUCUUUUACAGUGUGGGACCCUAAACAACUGAUUAGAAAAGGCAGGGAUCGGCACAUAUUUCUAUUUGAAUUGUACCUAUUGUUUAGCAAAGAGGUGAAAGAUUCGGCUGGAAAGGUGAAGUAUAUUUACAAAAGCCGUUUGAUGACCUCCGAGCUGGGUGUGACCGAACAUAUCGAGGGUGACGAAUGCAAAUUCGCGGUUUGGACAGGUCGGGCACCAACCAGCGAUACACGUGUCGUUCUUCGAGCUAAUUCGAUGGAUGCUAAGCAACUGUGGGUGAAAAGACUACGCGAGGUUAUUCAGGAAACAUAUUUCAGUUUAAGCAUGCCGAAGAGUCCUGCGAAAAAGAGUUCGAGUCAACGUUCUAGCAGGGAUCUCGAAGAAUGUGCUUCUCUGGACGAUAGCGUUGAGAAUUUAGAUAGAAAUUCCCUGGCAUCUUUUGGUUCCACCAACACCACAGAUUCCGAUAAGACUGGCGUAGCCGAAGUGACCUGGGUUAUCGCCGAUCAUUCCGCCGCGCCUGGAUCCAAGGAAUUGACGGUAACGAAGGGUCAACAAGUCGAGGUGUUGGAAAACGGGAGCAAUAUUAGCGGUGUGAAUACGUCCGAAUGGACCCACGUACGUUUACUGGUUGCCCCGGGACAAGUCGAUCCGCCGCCAGAGGGCCUGGUUCCUACUAGCGCGCUCAAACAACCUCCACCGGUUUCCAGUAAAACUUCACCGUCUAGAAAAGUUCCAGGACAGCAGCAGCAACAACAACAACAACAGCAGCAGCAACAGCAACAACAGCAGCAAUCUCAUUAUCAUCAACAGCAAUCGACCAGUCAAAUUCAAACUGCCGCGUCUAGCGGAGGCAUCACAACAGUAUCGUCUGGCACUACAGGAAUACCGGGAUCUUCAUCAUCGGUUGUGGGAACGGGCAUAGUAGCGAGUGGUGGGUUAUCCGCUCAAAAUGUGCCACCGAGUUCUAUAUUACCAGACGAAACAGAAAAUAUUAUCGCCGGCGCUGCUGCUGCCGCUGCGGCUGCUGCGGCAAACGAUGGAAGUGGUGCUGCGAACACAAAUUCUCCAGGCAAUAAAAGACGUGGCUUUAGCGGGAGAAAGUGGCUACCUCCACCGUUGCGUAAACUUAGCCAAGGUAAAGUGGAGAAAUCCCCAGCGACUACGACACCGACAGCGACAGCAACAACAGCGACGACGUCGACCGCGAUCUCGAUCGUGCAGACGUCUUGCGAACGAUCCUCUUUGAAAAAGAACGUCUCGGAGAAACGAUUUAGAUUGCCGAGUGGUGCCGAACAGUCUCGACCUUUGAGAAGCGCUUCUGUUUCCAUUUCUGCGUUAACAACCGCGACCGCGUCUAUGCGCGUGUCUACCUCCGUGUCGGAGGCGGAUCUUGACACGGAACUCGAGCCAGGACUAGAAGGAGCGGAAGAGGAGGAAGGAGAAACCGAGCAAUCGGAACCUGAGUUGGAAGAGGAUACGAUGCCGGAACCCGACGACACCGAGGCUUUAACGUAUUCCGAGCAAAAUGGGGCGGACGAUGCCGAGGAUGAAUUGGAACUUCCACCGCCGAUGAAACCAAUCACUGAACCGAUACUCGUGGCAACAGCUAACGGAUCAUCGGAAUCUGCAAUUGCAACGGAAAGCUGUGGAAAAUCUCUAACGUCUGAGCGGUCGGCAAAAAUUCUUGACGGUGCUACGACAGCCGAUUUAGCUGAGAUCGAACAGAUCGUGAAAGAAAGAAUGGAACAACAUACGGAAAAUCAAGAAAGACAAAGCCUGAUGCGGACACCCAGUGGUAAAAGUUCGAACGUUGGUAUCGGUGGGGACGAAGAUUAUGACGAAGGUACCCUGUCAACUGCGAUAACUAUCGCUGCUACUACGAUUGCGGCACCAACAACAGCAACGUCAACAACAACAAUGACAACAGCGGCGACGAUGGUAACGACGAUGGCGACGACAACCACCACCACAACGACCACAACGAGUAGCCCUGUUCACGGGACUCCGGAAGAGUGCGAUGUGGAAAGUGCAGUGUUAGCGAAACGACAAUUCGUUAUUCGAGAAUUGGUGGAAACGGAAAAAGAUUAUGUAAAUGAUCUAAAACAAAUAGUCGAAGGGUACAUGUCGUUGAUGCGAGAUCCAGAGUCCGAAGUUCCAUUGCCGGACGAUUUGCGUGGUGGAAAAGAUAAAAUGGUUUUCGGCAAUAUAGAAGCAAUCUACGAGUGGCAUAGAGAUUUCUUCCUGAAGGCGUUGGAACGUUGUUUGGAACGUCCGGAAGAGCUCGGACCGCUGUUUAAGCGAUACGAAAGAAAAUUACAUAUGUACGUUGUUUAUUGUCAAAACAAACCAGUCUCCGAAUAUAUCGUUUCCGAAUAUAUAGAUACCUAUUUCGAGGACUUGAGACAAAAGCUCGGACAUCGGUUACAAUUGUGCGAUCUUUUAAUCAAGCCGGUUCAAAGGAUCACAAAGUAUCAACUUCUUCUUCGAGAAGCACUAAGACUUACCGAACGAACUCAGAGAAUGUCAGAGAUCGAGGGGCUUACAGCUGCGGUUCAUGUAAUGCGCAUUAUUCCAAAAGCGGCCAAUGACAUGAUGGAUGUUGCGAGACUUCAAGGUUUUGACGGCAAGAUUACAGCGCAAGGAAAGUUACUGUUGCACGGACCGCUUUUAGUAUCGGAAUUUUCCUCGAAUUUACCGAGUAAGGAAAAAGAAUGGCAAGUCUUCCUCUUCGAGCAAAAUAUUAUUUUUAGCGAGGCUGUCGGCAAAAAGACACAGUUCACGAAUCCCGUCUACAUUUACAAAGCUCAUAUCCAGGUGAAUAAACUGUGCUUACAAAAUCCUUACGACGACCCGGAAAAGUUCAUAAUUCGCUCGACGGAUCCUCGAAAACCUGGCCUUGCAUUUUCUUGUAGCGCAGCGGAAGAAAAUGGGCCGCGGAAGCAGGAGUGGGUAGAUACGAUCACUGCCAUCCUGCAGACCCAACGUGACUUUCUUAAGGCGAUACAGUCGCCGAUUGCCUACCAAAAGGAACUUACCAAAGAUCCAUUUCGUGGCGUGAGUCCGGAUUCUCCGUGUCGAGGAAGUGUACUUUCAACGAUUUCAUCAACAAUACCGAACAUGUCUAAAACAAACGAGGAACGGAGAAAUGAAUUGGUCGGCGCUGCUGGUAGUACCAUCUCUGCUACUUCGAAAACAUUAGCUACAGCCGCGGCUGUAGCAGCGACAGCUACAGGAACGGGAACGGGAACGGCAACGGCAACAACAUCGAUAUUACACCGACCUCGUACCGCAGCUACGGAUCAGGAUUCCUCGCAAACACAGUCAAGCCCUAGCAAAAGCAGAUUGAAUUUUCUCGAGGGAUUUAGAAGCACCCUUCGACCUCGAUCGCCUGUUCGCAACAAUUCUAUUCCGAUCGUUCCAGGAAGCAGAGUAAGAUUAACCGCAGAUUGGGGGAAAUUACACGCUGGAGAAGAAUUGGAGAUCUUCCGUGUGGACGGUCCAGGGCUGAUCGUCUCCCCGGUAAUCGGGAUGAAAAAGGAGGAAUUCUGGAUUCCGGCGAGUCUCGUUCCGAAUUCAUCCAUCAGCCGCGCAUGGUCUUUUCGUCCGCGAAGAAUCGAUUCGGCGGAGGGUUCGGGAGAGAGCGUCCGUCUUCCGCAAGAUAUACACGCGGAAGAGAACGGUCCUCCCGCGAUCUUGACUAUUCCGUGUUCGAUCAGGGCGACGGCCGGUGGCGUGGCUCGGCUCGUGCUGGAAGCUCGUCGCGUGGAACGUGCGCUCGUCCGUUGGAGAAAGGAGGGGCAACGAUGUGACAUCAUCGAGGGAACCGAUCGAUAUCGACUUUUCCGAACGAACGAUUCCCUUUGUCUCGAAAUUGCUCCUUGCCUUCCCUCUGAUUCCGGGAUUUACCACUGUCUCGUCGAACAUGAAACGGGUUCCUGUUCAGCGAAAAUUCCCCUUCGUAUCAUAGGAAUCGAUGCGACCAACGCUUGGUGCGAUACAAUCGAGUGCAAUCGAUCCAACGGAUUCACGAUGAACGAGAUAACUUCGUCGAUCGUUGCGUUACCCAAUUCGAAGAAAAAAUUGACCAACGAUAUGGAAAUUGAACAGUUUACUAACAAAUAUAUCGAAUUGGAAGAAUUAGGAACCGGUAGAUUCGCAAGAGUGUGCUGUGCGAGGGAAAAAGGAUUCGAUCGAGAAGUAGCGUUAAAACAAAUAUCUCGAUCGAAGCAGCCGCUCUCGCUAACGCGCGCCGAAUAUGAUCUUCUCAGAAGUAUACGUCACGAUAAUAUUGUUCGAGCGUUUGCGCUCUUCGAGGAUACACCUCAACCGGAUAUCGAUACUAUCGUUUUGGAGCUGGUCAGAGGGUCGACAUUGUUCGCGUAUCUUGGCGAACAAGUUGAGUACACGGAAUCGACUGUCGCAAAAUACACCGGUCAAUUGUUGUCAGCGUUACAGUGGCUACAUUCGCGUAAACAAGCUCACUUGGACUUAAAACCGGAAAAUAUUUUGGUUGAUAGCGAAACUGGUAUCGUAAAAUUGAUAGAUUUCGGUGAAGCCAUCAGAGCGGUACCACUGGAUCAAGUAGUCCCUCCUCCCGUUGAUUUGGAAUUUGCAGCUCCGGAAUCGGUUCUCGGUAAACCAACGGGAUCCUACACGGACAUGUGGGCUGCCGGCGUUUUUCUAUACGUAUUAUUAAGCGGGCUUUCACCUUUCUUGGACGAUUCCAUCGAAGAAACUACCGCAAACAUACUUAAGUGUGAUUUUUGUUUUCCCGACGAAUAUUUCAACGAGAUAUCGACCGACGUGAAAAACCUUCUUGAAACAUUGCUGCGUUUACAUGGAGAAGACAGAGCAACCGCUCAAUUAAUUUUAUCAUCGCCUUGGUUUAAGAUAUCGAUUGGCGCGACCAUCCCUUCCUCUCGAAUGGUUGCGUUUAUCGAGCGCCGUGCUCAUCGCUCAAAAUCUCAUCAGGAUCGGAAUAGCAGUUUUUAUUCUUGACUCCUUGUCAGUAUCGUUUGCAAAAGACAUAUUUAUUGCUGAAUAACGUUAAAAGCUAUCAGCCGAAUUUGGCCGAUUGUAAAUAAUAAACAACACUUGCGAUUCGCUGUUGCAUUCGCACGCCUAUCGGCAAUCUCAUCUGUUGUGUGCUAUGCACGUUCUGUAUUAUUUACAUACAUAUAUAUUUACGCGUAUAUUAAAUCUAUACAAGCGCGCGCACACACGCGUAUGCAUACACACACACACAUAUUUCCCUCCCUCUCUUUACCUUUCGAAUAAAAUAAAAGAAGUGUAUUUUUUACAUUACAUUAUGUAAACAUAUUACAAUAUGUUACGUUAUGUAAAGCGCACGUCGUGACCUCUCGCGCAAGAAAUAAUUUACUUCUAUCGAUACGUUUCUUUAUAGAUACCAGUCAUAUGUUCGUUAUCACGAAUGUGUGAUCAAGUCACAUUACUGCUCUCUAUCCUCCGACUUUUGUACUUUUUUUUAUGUGAUUUAUUCAAUAUGACAGUUAAAUGAAAGAAACGAUAGAAUUACUUUAAAUGUUUAGCCACGUUACAUUGAUCCAAUUAAAAUAUACAUAUUCCUUGCUUUAGUUAAUAGGGAGUUAGGUUGAAGAUUCGACGUAACACGAAUGUGCACAAUGUGAGAUAUUUUAGUAGAGCGAUUAAUUUGGUAUUCUUAAAUUUUUCUUGAUAAUCACGAAAAUCACAUUGUGUCGACCAAUAAUAAUGGAUCGAAAUAAUGAAUCUUCUCUAUCGUUGAGAUGUUACUUUGCAAUAAAGAAAACGUUCACUUUA
Bombus huntii is the source of this 10317-nucleotide messenger RNA. RefSeq names its product triple functional domain protein (gene trio). Gene Ontology annotation, biological process: axon guidance; protein phosphorylation. Gene Ontology annotation, molecular function: protein binding; protein kinase activity; ATP binding. The transcript has 34 exons. Gene Ontology annotation, cellular component: cytoplasm. The coding region runs from base 184 to 9516 and encodes 3110 amino acids. The record is from RefSeq and is a predicted model, not a curated record. NCBI's taxonomy places the organism in Eukaryota, Metazoa, Arthropoda, Insecta, Hymenoptera, Apidae.